Messenger RNA from Loxodonta africana (African savanna elephant), 8070 nucleotides. RefSeq names its product G elongation factor mitochondrial 1 (gene GFM1). NCBI's taxonomy places the organism in Eukaryota, Metazoa, Chordata, Mammalia, Proboscidea, Elephantidae. The record is from RefSeq and is a predicted model, not a curated record. Gene Ontology annotation, molecular function: translation elongation factor activity; GTPase activity; GTP binding. Gene Ontology annotation, biological process: mitochondrial translational elongation. The transcript has 20 exons. Bases 38 to 2464 code for a protein of 808 amino acids. Gene Ontology annotation, cellular component: mitochondrion.
GGACGCGAGGGCCCUGCACGCCUGUUGUGCGCUCGUCAUGAGGCUGCUGGGCGCCGCGGCGGCGGCUGUGGGGCGCGGGCGGCUCCCGUGGGUCCCCGCCGCCUUGGGCCGGCAGGGGAAGCAGAUUAACUGGAAGGCCUGCCGCUGGUGUUCAUCAGGGGUAGUUCCUAAUGAAAAGAUACGAAACAUUGGAAUCUCAGCUCACAUCGACUCUGGGAAAACGACACUGACGGAACGAGUGCUGUACUACACUGGCAGGAUUGCACAGAUGCACGAGGUGAAAGGGAAGGAUGGGGUUGGUGCUGUCAUGGAUUCCAUGGAACUGGAGAGACAGAGAGGAAUCACCAUCCAGUCAGCAGCCACCUACACCAUGUGGAAAGACGUGAACAUCAACAUCAUAGACACCCCUGGUCACGUGGACUUCACGAUCGAAGUUGAAAGGUCCCUGAGAGUGUUGGAUGGAGCGAUCCUUGUUGUCUGUGCCGUUGGAGGGGUGCAGUGCCAGACCAUGACUGUUAAUCGUCAGAUGAGGCGCUACAAUGUUCCAUUUCUAACUUUCAUUAACAAACUAGACCGGAUGGGCUCCAGCCCAGCCCGGGCUCUGCAGCAAAUGAGGUCCAAGCUAAAUUAUAAUGCAGCGUUUGUGCAGAUACCCAUUGGUUUGGAGAAUGACUUUAGAGGUAUUAUAGAUCUUAUCGAGGAACGAGCCGUCUAUUUUGAUGGAGACUUUGGUCAGAUUGUCCGGUAUGGUGAAAUUCCAGCAGACCUGAGGUCGGCGGCAGCCGACCACCGGCAGGAGCUGAUUGAAUGUGUCGCCAACUCAGACGAGCAGCUUGGAGAGCUGUUCCUGGAGGAAAAAGUUCCCUCAGCUUCUGAUAUAAAGCUUGCCAUCCGGAGAGCUACUCUAACCCGAUCUUUUACUCCUGUCCUUGUGGGAAGUGCCUUGAGGAACAAGGGAGUUCAGCCUCUGCUGGACGCGGUUUUAGAAUACCUCCCAAAUCCGUCAGAAGUCCAGAAUUACGCUGUUCUCAAUCAGGACGAUGACUCAAAAGAGAAAACCAAAAUCUUGAUGAACUCCAAAAGAGACAACUCCCACCCGUUUGUAGGCCUGGCUUUUAAACUGGAGGCAGGUCGGUUUGGGCAGUUGACGUAUGUUCGUAACUAUCAGGGAGAGUUGAAGAAGGGUGACACCAUCUACAACACGAGGACAAGAAAGAAAGUGCGGGUGCAGCGCCUGGCUCGCAUGCACGCUGACAUGAUGGAGGAUGUUGAGGAAGUGUAUGCUGGAGACAUCUGUGCACUGUUUGGCAUUGACUGUGCUAGUGGGGACACGUUCACAAACAAAGACAACAGCAGCCUUUCUAUGGAGUCAAUUCAUGUUCCUGAUCCUGUCAUUUCAAUAGCAAUGAAGCCUUCUAACAAGAAUGAUCUAGAAAAAUUUUCAAAAGGUAUUAGCCGGUUCACAAGAGAAGAUCCCACAUUUAGAGUCCACUUUGACACUGAGAGCAAAGAGACGGUUGUGUCUGGAAUGGGGGAAUUACACCUGGAAAUCUAUGCUCAGAGAAUGGAAAGAGAAUAUGGCUGCCCUUGUAUCACGGGAAAGCCCAAGGUUGCCUUUAGAGAGACCAUCACUGCCCCUUUCCCGUUUGAGUUUACACAUAAAAAGCAGUCGGGUGGUGCCGGCCAGUUUGGGAAGGUGAUGGGUAUCCUGGAGCCUCUGGACCCAGAGAACUACACCAAGUUGGAGUUUGUAGACGAAACCUUCGGGUCAAAUAUUCCAAAGCAGUUUGUGCCUGCCGUAGAAAAGGGGUUUUUGGAUGCCUGUGAGAAGGGCCAUCUUUCUGGUCACAAACUCUCUGGUCUCCGAUUUGUCCUGCAAGAUGGUGCGCAUCACAUGGUCGAUUCCAAUGAGAUCUCUUUCAUCCGAGCAGGAGAGGGUGCUGUGAAACAAGUUGAAAUCUAUGCUCUGGAAAUCCUGUCACAAUCUGAAAAUUAUGUUAAUAAGAAAACAGGGAGAGGAACCCAAGGUCAAGAAGGGAAUGACAAACCGGAAGAGGAAUGGCGUCGCAUUCAUUGUCUAAAAGAACGUUUCAAGAUCUAUCUUGAAAUCCAAUGCUCCCUGGCAAAUGGAACAUGGUGUAUUCUUGAGCCUGUUAUGUCUGUGGAAAUCGUUGCCCCAAAUGAAUUUCAGGGAACAGUGAUUGCGGGAAUUAACCGGCGCCACGGGAUGAUCACCAAGCAGGAUGGAACUGAGGACUACUUCACACUGUACGCAGAUGUGCCUCUAAAUGAGAUGUUCGGUUAUUCCACUGAGCUCAGGUCGUGCACAGAGGGGAAAGGAGAAUAUACAAUGGAGUACAGCAGAUAUCAGCCGUGUUUACCGUCUACCCAGGAAGAUCUGAUUAAUAGGUAUUUGGAAGCUACAGGUCAGCUUCCAGUGAAAAAAGGAAAAGCCAAGAACUGACUUUCCUCACUUUGAGUUUUGACUAUCAAACUUUGAAUCUGCAAGGCUGAGAUACUUGGACAGAUUCCGGCAGGAUGGAUUCAGGCUGCCAACACAAGAAGUUAUACACGCCUUCCUGGUGUGUUCAGAGACAGCUCUAUUGAUACGUUUUAUAGUUUAUUGAAAAAUAUAAGAUACGAUGAUUUCUGAAAUGUAUUUAUUUAAGGGAGGAAGAGACUAAUUUUGGUUAUCCUUCUAAGCUUAGAAUGUGUGCGUAGACUUCCACAUUUUUAUCAGGAAUUUUCAACAUACAGAGAAGCUGAAAAAAUAGCACAAAGACUGUCCAUAUGCCUUCCAUCUAAUUAAUGAAAACAGCAAGUUUUUAAAUAAUUUAUCCUGUCACAGUAGUGUUUUCCCACAUUUGCUUUAUCUAUCCAUUUAUCUGUCUCAUGCCAUUAUGUAUUUUUUUAAUUUUUAAAAAUUAUUAUUUUGCUGAGCACUUGACAGUAAAUUACAUAUAUCAUGAUACUUUUUGGAGGGUCACGUGUUGUUGUUUUUUUUUUUUCUUAACCGUGCUUUACAUGAAGGUUUGCAGAGCAAAUUAGUUUCUCAUUCAGCAGUUUAUACACAAGUUGUUUCAUGGCAUUGGUUGUAAUCCCCGCGAUGUGUCAGCACCCUCCCCUUCCCCUUUCCUCCCUGGGUUCUCCGUGCCCCUUUGUCCAGCUUUCCUGGCCCUUCCUUCCUUCUCGUCUUUGGUUUUGGGCAGGUGUUGCCCAUUUGGUCUCACAUACAUGGUUGAACUGGGAAGCAUGUUCCUCAAGUGUGUUAUUGUUUGCUUUAUAGACCUGUCUGAUCUUUGGCUGAGGAGCUCUGGUGGCGCAGUGGCUAAGAGCUACAGCUGCUAACCAAAAUGUCGGCAGUUCAAAUCCGCCAGCCAUUCCCUGGAAACCUUAUGGCGCAGUCUACCCUGUCCUGUAGGGUCAGUGUAAGUCGGAAUGGACUCAGCGGAAAUGGGUUUUAUUUUUAGUCUUCGGCUGAAGGGUCAACUUCAGGAGUGACGUCAGUUCUGAGUUGAAAGGGUGUCCGGGGGAGGAGCGUCAACUUUGAGUGGACUGGCUUUUUUUGUUUAAGAGUGAAUUCUGUAGGAUCUUAUUAUACAGCGUUUUUCAAAUUCUUCGUUGAGGUAUUGAAGCACUGGCUACACUUUUAGCUGUCUUGUAUGUGGCUGGUUGCUUAAAUUUUUGGCUUCUGUAAUUCACUUGUAGCUGCUUCAGCUUCUAGGAGUGUAAGGUCACACCCUUGCUGCCUUCUGUGAAGUGAGAGACAGACCCUCGCGUAGGAUAUCCUUGUCUAUAUUCAUUUCUAGUGUUUCUGUAGCCCUAAAUAAUAAAAUAUGUUUUUACAGAGUUGCUGCCCAGCAGUUUCAUUUCUUGUAGAUGUUAGUUGAAUUUGUAGUAUUGUAUUCAUUGAGGUUGUGAAAGAACAAAUGUUAAGGUUUUGUCUCCAGAAUAAGUUGGGCUUUCCCAGGCAGCUCUACCAUAUUGUCUGGAAUUGCCUCAUCCAAAGAGUAUCUGAUUACACAGACAUAUCCUAGCCUUUCCCCUUAGUGGAUAAUGGAAAUAAAAUAACUGACUUUAAAUUUAAAUGCCUUUGGUUUUUUGAUUUAUAGAUUUGGCUUUAUAGUUUAACGUUUCUAGAAAAAAAAUUAAUCACUUGUUUUCAAGGCUGCUUGGCUGCUAACCAAAAGGUCGGCAGUUCAUAUCCACCAAGCGCUCACUGGAAACCCUAUGGGGCAGUUCUACUCUGUCCUAUGGGGUAGUUGUUAGUUGGAAUCGGCUCAAAGGCAGUGAGUUUGUUUGUUUUUCAAGGCAUUGUCUUAAAUGCUUUAAAUGUGUUAUCUAAUUUAGUUCUCACAACCCCGAGAAAGUAAUUACUAUUAUUGUGUCCAUUUUGCAGUCAAGGAAGUGAAGGCACAGAGAGGGUAAGUAACUUAUCUAAGACCACACAGCUUGUUAAGUUUUCAAAUGGAAACCUCAGUUACGGUUAUUCAUCAAACCAGUGCAUUUCCCCUGUGAAAUGUCUGUUGCUAUAAUAGCAUCAAUCCUGACAAAUGCCGUUGCUUUGGCAUUUUAGCCACAUCUUGUGCCAUUCCCAGUGACUUUGAAUGUCGUUCGCGAUGAAGAAAUACCUUCAUAGAACUUAGCUCAGUUCCUCGGGCUGUUUUGAAGAGUCAGAAAUGUUAAAACUAAGAUGGACAAAUUUGGAUGUGUUUUUGAAUUGUUAGACAUUCUAGCUAUAAAAUUACAGUGUCUGAGAAGAUCCAAGACAUUUGAUCCAACAGUAGCAUCUUGACGGUGGCGACACAGGCCCAGCUGUCGGGAGUAGUUGGAAUAGGGCCACGGGGGCACAGCUCCAGGACUAGGACCCACAGCUCUCGCUGACUCGUUUUCAGUUGGUAAAGACCACGUGCCAACUAGCAUCUGUAGCAAGGAGAAGUGUGUAAAUGGGGUAUUUAUACCGCUGUUGCGAAGGCUAAUUGUUGGCUGAUUUAAAGACGCGUUGGGUCACGGCAGCAGCACCAGUCAGUAUCACACUGGUUCCCAACCCUCGCUGCACUUGAAAAACCAGCUGGGGAGCCCUGAACAGACACAGCAGGCUGCCUCCAGGUACUCUGAUUCUGUCACUCAAAGGAGGGGACCCAGCACUGGGACUCCUUAAAGCUUUCAGGCUGUUCCAGUAUGCAGGCAAGGUGAAAGACCACCUCAGUAUCGCCCGAACUUAGGCCCAAGAUACAAAACGGAAAGUAAAAACCCAGAUGGGUCAUAUUAAUGUUCUUUUGUGUGAUGUUAGUUUUGGGCUUUGGGGUUCUUAGCUUGAUAACUUUACCUUUAAAAAAAAUACUUCAUUUUAAAAAACAUGACUCUAAUUCCUCCCCUUCCUGCUCACUUUUAGAUUGCGUAGUUGUAAAAUCACUAAAAUUUAAUCAUUCUGAACUCUGACGUGUGAACGAGUCUUAAAAUUGAUGCCAAAAGAGAAAGUUAGCAGCCACAGGAGAAAAUUGUGACAUGUUGGGGGCAUGUCCCUUUGUGGAAGACAGCUGUUUGCGUUGCUAAAACUAUACAUGAUUGAAUUAGAGCUUUGAUUGUUGCUUAAAGUUAUCUUCAAAUACAUAACAUGAGAACGCAUCCCUGAAAUAGUUGUGUUCAGAGAAGAUGUUUAUGAACAUUAAUUUAUCCAUUCAGAUACGUGCCAAGCAACCUUCUAAGCUAGGAAAGGUCACAGAAUAGGUCCUAGAAUAUGCUAAGCUGAGAGAAAUUGCCAUAAUAAACUUGUGUCAUGAGAACAUCGAUCAAGUGCCAAAUACAGAACCUUCCAACUGACUUUCAAAAGAACUUGCUUGACGUCUAACAAUUCAUAAUUCAGGUAAAGAAAGAUGAAAUUCUGAGUAGGAUCAAAUGUAAUACAGACAGAAGCCCUGGUAUUGUUCUGUAUGUCUUUAAAUUCUGAAAGUUGUUGAGAAAUAAGACAGUGAAGUGAUACUGUAUGUCAGCGGCUCAAGGUGAUUUAGAAGAACUUUAGAUUUCAUGAAGAGAGGGCUUAGGAAACUUAGAGGUUUUUCUUCCAUGUCAAGGCAGAUGAGGCAGCUCUUCUCUGUUGUUAGCUAGUUAAACCAGUGUUAGCGAACUCAAGUCAGCAGUUUUAGAGUUUAUGCUAAAACAUAUUCUAACGGCGAUGUUAUUAAGAAAUUAUAGUUGGUUUAACUUCUGUGGCUUUUGUAAACUUAUAAAAUAGGAAAUUGCAUUUGUAUGUUGUCUGUUUAGAAUUCCCGUUCAUAGUCUCUUUGACUGGAAUAAAGAUGUUAAAGGGUUACCUUAGAGUUCUUCCCUGGUUUCGUGGGUCUAAUCUCACUUCUUAAAAAUGCUGUAUGAGGACUCUGAGGAAGCUGAGACGCCAGAAAGCCGAAACACCAGGUAGGGGCUGCUUCCAGCCCUGGGAGUAGUCCUGCAAGGUUCAGUGACAAUCGCAGGACUUACUGUGCCACCCCGAAGUGGUCCUGCAAGGUUCAGUGACAAUCGCAGGACUUAGUGUGUCACCCCUGGGAGUGGUCCUGCAAGGUUCAGUGACAAUCGCAGGACUUAGUGUGUCACCCCUGGGAGUGGUCCUGCAAGGUUCAGUGACAAUCGCAGGACUUAGUGUGUCACCCCUGGGAGUGGUCCUGCAAGGUUCAGUGACAAUCGCAGGACUUAGUGUGCCACCCCGGAAGCGGUCCUGCGAGGUUCAGUGACAAUCGUAGGACUUAGUGUGCCACCCCGGAAGUGGUCCUGCGAGGUUCAGUGACAAUCGUAGGACUUAGUGUGCCACCCCGGAAGUGGUCCUGCGAGGUUCAGUGACAAUCGCAGGACUUAGUGUGCCACCCCGAAGUGGUCCUGCGAGGUUCAGUGACAAUCGCAGGACUUAGUGUGUCACCCCUGGGAGUGGUCUUGCAAGGUUCAGUGACAAUCGCAGGACUUAGUGUGUCACCCCUGGGAGUGGUCUUGCAAGGUUCAGUGACAAUCGCAGGACUUAGUGUGCCACCCCGGAAGCGGUCCUGCGAGGUUCAGUGACAAUCGUAGGACUUAGUGUGCCACCCCGGAAGCGGUCCUGCGAGGUUCAGUGACAAUCAUAGGACUUAGUGUGCCACCCCGGAAGUGGUCCUGCGAGGUUCAGUGACAAUCGUAGGACUUAGUGUGUCGCCCCUGGGAGUGGUCCUGCAAGGUUCAGUGACAAUCGCAGGACUUAGUGUGUCACCCCUGGGAGUGGUCCUGCAAGGUUCAGUGACAAUCGCAGGACUUAGUUUGUCACCCCUGGGAGUGGUCCUGCAAGGUUCAGUGACAAUCGCAGGACUUAGUGUGCCACCCCGGAAGCGGUCCUGCAAGGUUCAGUGACAAUCGUAGGACUUAGUGUGCCACCCCGGAAGUGGUCCUGCAAGGUUCAGUGACAAUCACAGGACUUAGUGUGCCACUGAGAUGCUCUUGGUGUCUUCACUGAAGACGGUUUAGGGAACUUCAGUUAGAGGAAUUUACCACUUGAUUGUGCCAUGAUUUAAUCUUUCUCGAUUGUUUCUUUGAUAUUUUAGUAAAAGAGCAUUUUUUCUGCAUUAUCACUGAGGUGUAAUAUUCCUUCAGAAUACUCUCGUUUUGUGUUUGUUAACUGCUGCAGAGUUGGCGGCUCUUUAAAUCAAGUGGGUAUUGGGAAGAGGAAUGCAGAGGGUUGGGGUGUUAAAUAGAGAAAAGAUUAUGAACUAGAUUUGCUGAAAAGUAACGUUACCGUCCAUCUUGUCAGAGUGCGUGUCUUUAAAACCUUUUUUAGUAGUAACCUUUCUAAUUUUCUAUCAGUACAGACUUAAAAAUAAUAUUUUGGUAUAUUUUAAAGCUGAUGCUUUCUUACCAAUUAUUGGCUAAGGAACCUGGCAAAAGGUUUUUAGACACUCAUGUGUUCCAAUAAAUAAUAUUAAUUUUGAGAAGGAAAUGAUGGCAACAUUUCCUGGAUGUUUUUCCUGCCCUGGGGAGGUACUUCACUGAAUUUGAUUAUGGUACAUAUUGUGUUUGCUCCUGGAAAUUACUCAGGCCAACACUGGGUCCAAUGUU